Molecule: messenger RNA, 627 nt
Organism: Vanrija pseudolonga
Lineage: Eukaryota; Fungi; Basidiomycota; Tremellomycetes; Trichosporonales; Trichosporonaceae
Gene: tsr2
Product: Pre-rRNA-processing protein tsr2
Exons: 1
Coding region: 1-627 (208 amino acids)
Biological process (GO): maturation of SSU-rRNA from tricistronic rRNA transcript (SSU-rRNA, 5.8S rRNA, LSU-rRNA)
Cellular component (GO): nucleus
Source: RefSeq, a predicted model, not a curated record
AUGUCCGACCCCGCCCCCUCCCCUCAGAUCCUCCACUUUGCGCGCGGCGUCGUCGCCCUCCUGGACCUCUGGCCGGCGCUCACCAUCGCUGUGCGGGAGGGAUGGGGCGGCCACGAGUCGGCCGACAAGAAGACGUGGCUUGCGUCCGAGCUGAUCGACGCGUUCGAGAGCAGGGCCGACUACACCGAGGCGGACGGCGUGCGCACCGUCGACGCGAGCAACGCCGCCGACCCGCCGCUCGACAUCGACCAGCUCGCCGACCUGCUCACGCAGGUCAUGAGCGACGAGUUUGACGCCGCCAUCGAGGACGGCAGCGUCGAGCCCCUGAGCGCCGACAUUCUGCGCCUGUGGCGCGACGUCGUCGCCCCCUCGGCGCGCACGCCAGAGGAGACGGUCGCCGCGCUCGAGCGCAAGGCCGCCGAGGUGACCCGCACCGGCGUGUCCGCCACCUCUGGCGGUGGCCCGCAGGAGGAGGACGGCAGCGACUGGGAGAGCGAGGACGACGACGACGAGAUGGACGAGGACGAGGCGCCUCAGCUCGUGCCGGCCGAGCAGCCCCGCCAGCGCCAGGAGCCCGUCGUCGACGAGGAUGGGUUCACCGUCGUCCAGAAGGGCCGAAGGCGUUGA